Messenger RNA from Dendronephthya gigantea, 7105 nucleotides. Its product is annotated as maestro heat-like repeat-containing protein family member 1. The record is from RefSeq and is a predicted model, not a curated record. NCBI's taxonomy places the organism in Eukaryota, Metazoa, Cnidaria, Anthozoa, Malacalcyonacea, Nephtheidae. Bases 296 to 5236 code for a protein of 1646 amino acids. The transcript is spliced from 42 exons. Gene Ontology annotation, cellular component: cytoplasm.
UAACUAUUAAAUUCCCCCCGGUAUCAAACAAGAUUAAGAUUGUUUCAGGCGGGAUAUUACUUUUUGAAAGAUCACCUGACAGAGGCUGACACAUCUCCUGGAAAUGGAGUUUGCAGUUCGAACUCUAAUGAUUUUGUGACAUUUUUCGCAUUCAAAUAUGUUUUAUAAAUAAGCGUUGUUUGAUAUUACCGCUCUGUUUUUAUAAAGAAAUAGCUUCAGCAGUGGAUACGUAUUAGAACUUCUAGCUAUUCCAAAAUCGCAGACGCAUCGAGGAGAUUUGUAAAGAGCGGUCAUUAUGACGGAGCAUAAGAAGACUGGCGCACAAGUCGAAGAUAUGGUGGUUGCCCUGGUUGAUGCAGCAAACGACAGAGACAAGUCUGUUACUGAAAUGGUCAGGUCAUCCCUAUAUGCUAUUGGCUUAGAAAAAGCCGAGUUGGUGUUAACUCUCUGCAAGGAUUACAUACUGAAACACCAAAAGUUGAGUAGAGAACACCGGGUAGUCUUGCUGGAAUCCAUGGAGAAAAUUCUAUCAGAUAGGAGAGAUGUUAUUCAAGCUGAUCUUGCCAAAGAACUUUUAAAAUUAGCAUUUCAGGAAAUGACUAAAUCAAAGGAUAUUCAUCCAAAAUGGCAGACUGCUGCAUCAGAUCUCAUUGUGUCUGUUGGCAAAAAAUUCAAACAUGAAGUAAUGAGUGAGCUAUUAGAAAAUCUAGUUCCUGGAACACUGCCUCACUACUUUGUCAUAUUAACAUUGGCUAACUUUGCGCAAGCUGAUGCAUUUGCUUUGGUGCCUUUUUUGAAGGAUAUACUGGGCAGAAUACUACCAAUGUUGCUCCUGACUAAACAAGAAAACAUGAAAUGGGUGUUUGCUCAUUGUUUUUCCCGCUUCUCAGAGAGCGUCACGUAUUACUUGGCAAAUGUGGAGAGUACAAAUCAUAACGACAUCAGACAAAAUACAUUUGAAGGAGAAAUGUUGUCUGCCUAUGAAAUAUUAUUUAAUGUUUGGAUAAAAAGCAACGAAGCUAAGGUACGGCUUGCAAUAAUUGAGGCUGUGGGUUAUAUGUCUAAUCUGCUGUCACGAGAGAAAUUGGAAGAACAGUUGCCUCGAAUGUUCAGCGGUAUCAACAGCUUAUACAGGAAACAUCCACCAGCUCAGAUCUACACUAUAACUCAGAGUUUAUGUCGCAUUCUUGAGUCUGCUGUUUCGGAUGGCGGUGAUAUGUUGACUCUGCAUCUUGAUCAUUUAUUAAAUGAUCUUUUUGAUAAGGCCUGCGUCAUGCCCGACUUUAGCAACCCUGGAACUGUAAAGAAUUGCAAUGAAGUUCUCAGAUGUUUCGACACACUUUGUAAAGUGUUUUCUGACCGGAUUAUAGCUUACCUGCUUUUGAAACUUGAGAAAUCUGGUGAAAAAGGACGAUUGGGGAGUCUUUCUGUUUUAAAGCAACUCGUUAACUCUUCAGAAAGCUAUUUGGAGAACAAGAAAUCCCUUUUGGUAACUGGCGUUCAGGUUGCUAUCGCAGAUACGAGCACGAAGGUUAAACAGAUGUUUGCUCAACUGGUCGCUGCUAUGGCCCAUCAUGGUUAUCUAAAUCUUGAGGGAGGUCAGAGAUUGGUUGAGUUCAUUGUUAAGCAAUGUGCUAUUAAUGUUGAUGAAGAGAAACCCAAAAAGUCUUCGGAUGGUGAUAGCCCUUCUUUGAAGUCCAUCCAGUCGAUGUGCGAGAACAUUCUACGGCUUGUUACGACCACAAUUGAAAAAAUGGAAAGUGUGCUAUGGCCUUAUUUGCUUGAGUUUUUGGUGCACGAGGAGUACACAAACGCCAUCAGCGCUCUUUGUCAAAACCUGUGCUAUCUGGCAGGCAAACAAAGAGAACGGGAUGCGGAAAAUUUCACUGUCGAUUUUGUGGAAUUAGUGAAUCUGCCAAAACCUGUGCCAAUACUGGCAAGAUUACUGGUUUUGGCAGGACAUCCUUUGGCAGGAAAGGAGAGAGGAACGCAUGUUUUGGGUCUUUUGAAAUUGUUGUCACCAAUCUUACACCCCGAUGUUGAAGAACUUUGGGAUACCGUCAUACCGAAAUUGGUGCAAUAUAUUGAAGAUAAUAAAGAAGAUGACGAGAGCGAAGCAGAAUGGAACCAGAAAUCUUGGGAAAAUCUGUUACUCAAGUUUUUCUCCAAAACAUUGGACGAGGUAGAGGAUGAAGAAUGGAGUAUAGCAGUUGGAAUGGAACUUGGAAAUCAAAUACCAAUUUACAACAAUCACUCUGAAGAUAAGAAUUUUCUUUAUAAAUGUAUGGGUGUUGUAAUGAAGGUGGCAUCAAAGAAAGAUUUCAUACAGAGCCAGCUUUCUGUGAUAUUUUCAUCUACGAAACACGCUGAUAAUGACGAGAAAGAGGGAUGUGCUAUGGCAUUUGGUUUUUGUGCUUCGAAUAAUCUCGACGCUGUUUUGUUGAAAUUGGAACAAAUUACGAAGAAUGAAAUGGUUGCGAAAUCGUCAGGUUUUCUUGGACUGAUGAAGGAUAAGUCAGCAGGUGAUAUAGAGAAGAUAAAAAGUACGGUGAUGUGGAGUUUUGGUUAUGUUUCUCUGUACGGACCGCCAAGUCUGAUCGCGUCAAGAUUAGAAACCAGUAUUUUUCGGAUAAUCAGUCCUCAUCUGGCUCAGCCAAAGGAUCUGGGUGUGAAACAAAGUUUAAUCCAUUGUGUCGAAUUGAUAGCCAAGGCUUGUCAUCCUAAUCAUUUGCAGCAGGAGCAGUUUGCCUUCUCUAAAAGAAACGAAUUGCUCAAGCAUAUGACCAGUUACGUUAGCAAUGAAUCCAAGUCUUCUUUGACAACAGAAACAAGAGGAAUUGCCAUCGUCGCGUGUACGCAACUCAUAAAACUGGAUCCGAAGUUAACAGAAGAAGAAAUUGAAAACCUAGUUAGCGCGUGCGCAAAGUCAGUUUACUCUGUUGAAAUUGAAGCCAAGAGUCCUAAGUCUGAGCAACUAGCUAAGAUGGACAAAAAGUCUCCCUCAAAGUUGCUUGCCGCCGCCCUGGAAGCUUUGAAUGAAUUAUUAAGUGAACUCAUUCGAAAAGAUCCCACCCCAAUAACACUUCAGAAACUAAUGAAGUGUCUGUCCAGCCCGUGGUUGUCAAACGAGAGCGAAAUUACAAGACAAAGAACACUCAAGUCGAUUUUGAAAAUAUUGAAUACGUACGAAGAGGUUGUCGCUCCAACUUCAGAGGACACCUUUUUCGUCAUGGGCAAUAUGCUGGCGUACUUUGUUCCUCGCUGUACAGACCCCUGUGCAAGCGUUCGUCAAGAUGCUUUGCUUUCUGUUCGAACAACUCUCUCCAUUGCAGCCAAAUUUCGUUCAGAGACCACCGAAGCCAAAAACGAGAACUUGGUUAAAGCAUUUGAUGUUUUAACAAAACGAGCUGAAGAUGAUGAAAGUAACGUGUUGUUUACAGUCGCUAACGACCUAGCCAAGCUUCUUAGCAAAAAAGUGGAGAGUGAUCAACUAUCGUUUUUGAUCAAUGGUUUAAUCGAUGCUUUAAACGAUGCUCAAUCCCAUAGUUCAAGUGGAGCUUGUGUUGUUCUCAACAGCUUGUUUCGUAUCCGUGGUGCAGAACUCGGUGGCGAGAUUCCUUCGUUGGCAUCAACAAUUCACGGCAAGCUUCCACAGAUCAGUCAUCUAAAAACACGAACUGGGACUUUGAGAUGUUUCCGAACCAUAGCCAGUCAUCAUCUUGUUCCUCUGUUGAAAACACUGUUGGAUUUCCCGCUUCCCAUGGAUUGGGAUACAGUUGACAUUUGGAAGACCUUGGGUGGUGAACCGACACUUGUUCCCGAGGUUUUAGAUCAUUUGGUUAACCUGUUAAACGUCACUUUACCAUAUCAGGAAAAGGUGACAAAGAGUGUUACAACAAGGACGGCAACAGUACUUGCUAUGGCGGUGACCAGCGCUUUUCAUGAGUUAUUUUGGUCAGAGGAGAUAACAGAACUCGUGUCGAAGCAAUUCCCACGUCUGUUUGCGUGUUUGUUGAUACGAGUUGGAACAUGCAUCGAUCUCAAACCUCCCGCUUCGACAAAAGAUAAGAAAGAGAAGGGAAAAGCUGGAGAUUUACAUCCGUUAAAGUCAGCGUUAGCUACCAUGAAAAUCUUUCUGAUUCGAAGCCAAAGUUUAGAACUAUCCGAGUUUCUUGAUACCGAAGAAAUUUGGAGUUUGUUUGACGAUGUUGAAACCUUCCCAGAAGCCGUGUGUGGCGUUGCUAGAGGUAUAUGUAAGUCCCAAGCAAACCAUGUUCGCGAACUGAUAAACACAUUCACACCAGUAAUGUCAAGUGUUUAUGAUAAUCAAAGAGUUGUGGCCACUGCUUUCUUCUCAGAGUUGAUAGAUUGUCAGUGUGGUGGGGAACUGGAACUUGUAGACAUGAUUGUCGCCAAUAUGAUGGGGCGAUUGGUUGACAGUGACCACGUGGUUCGAAAGUAUUGUAUCCGAGGUUUGGGAAAUGUUGGCAAUACACAUCAGACUUUGGUGCAGAAACAUUCAACAACAAUUUUAUCUGCAAUGAUGACGGGAAUGGACGAUCGUGACGACCCGGAAUGCGAUUUAACCCUCGAAGCAAUGGCCGGAUUAUCAAAGAUUUUGGCCGUUGUUGAUGAGAAUAAUGUUCGCCAUAUCUUUAUUAACAUUUGUCUACGUAUCAGACCGUGUUUCGUCAAGGACAAACCAGCAGUUCGUGCAGAAGCAUUUACUUUAUUUGGAAAUCUAUCAAGAUUCGGUGAUGGUCCAUCGAAGGGUCCUUUCUUGGAGCAAAUCCACGCGAACUUCGUCAGUUUGUUGAUACACAUGAAUGAAGAACAGGAAGUAACUAAGGCAUGUAAAUGUGCAUUACGUAAGCUGUCGCCUCUUAUGGGCUCCGAAGCUAUCAGUGAUAUGUUCCAAAAGCAUCUCAUAGAAAACGCGAAUCUUCAUUAUGGAGAGUUUAUGAAGGAUUUGUCAAGACUUAUUAUAAAAGAUUUUAGUGAUAAAGUCGACUUUUACAUCAUGACUUGCGUGACAUUUUUUAAGAGCACUCGUUCGGAGGUGCAAUGUAACGCUGCAAUAUUUCUGGGAUUUCUUCUUGGAAAUCUCCCUGAAAAUAAACGCUUGACAAUUUCGAAAGAGUACGUUUGUGGUGCUCUCAUAACUUUGCUAAAAGAUCCUGAAGCUAAUGUUAGAUGCAAGGCCGCUGAAGCGAUGAGCCUACUGUACGACUACUAAUUGAUGGUAAGAUCUAUUAGUAGUACCAAACUUAAGUCCUACACUUGGACUUCUGCUGCUGUUCUUUAGGAAGCUGACUUCUUCAAAGUAUGGAAUUGAUGGCAAAAAUUAAAUGGGGGUACAAUGGAAGAAACAAUUAGAAUUUAAUAAUUAUAUGAAAAUACCGUCUGUUGCAUGGCUAGUGAUCUCUAUACUGUAGCUAGAAAAAACGACAUUGCCUAACGUUUGUUCACACCGCUGGCUGAAAGUGCACAAGCUUUACUUUUGAUAACUCAUUGCCUAAAAGAAAAGGCUUUAAUUAACGCUCUUUCCAUGCGCACUUACAUCUUAAACCGCACAGUUAAUUUUUGAAAAAACCGAAUGAAAACGAUUUAGUUUUCCGCUCAUUUUAGGAAGCAUUUAUUGCGGUAAAAAUUUGUAACGUCUAAAAUUUGUAACGUCGAAAUUGCGUAAGUGCAUGGAAAGCAGCCUUAAGUUGAUCGGUGAGUUACCGGAAGUCGUGAGGUAAUUUGAGCAAACGUCGCCUACAGUCUUCAAAGUAAAUAUACAAAGAGAUCAUAUAUCAGCAUAUAAUCCUCGUAACCAGAGAUUUGACAAAGAGUGUUAGCUAUACAUUCUCACGUCGUUCUUCCUGGCGAUGCAUCUCUCCAACAGCAAUGGUACAAACAAUGCCUCAUAGAUCACCAAGCGAUAAUAGAGGUUGGGAAAUUGAAUGAUUAGCGAUAAAUUUGCUGGAAUCUUUGAAGAAUACCAGCAAACAAUCAUUGUUUGGUGCAUAUGUAUGCAUCGCAUGAAACAAAAUUGACGAAAAAGCGACUACAAAAUAUAAUUCUUACGUUUAUGCAAUUAUUGUUUAUUAAUAUGCAUUACUAAUGCAAUCCCGAUUUUGAUUGGCUAAAAAACCUUCAGAUAAUUCUCAAUGUCCUGCCACAAUUAUCCGUAGGUUACGUAUUUUUUUGCCGCUAGUUUGUUGUCAAUAAUGGCGCAGGCUUCCUCUCUAAAAAGGAAACACAUAGUAAAACAAUUAUUGAAUUCGGUCUCAGCUUCGCUUCGGUGAAUAACGAAACUUCGGCUUGACAAUUCUCGAUAUCACACUCAACCUCAUCCGAUAAUUGUUAAAUAUAUGCAAUAUAUGCAUAAUGAUUGUGUGACGAAAAUGGAGCCCCAAUUUAAUUUUGCUCGGUAGGUAGCUUAAAUGUUUGUUCCAUUUUUUUUUAUUUCUGCUCUCAUCCUUUAAAUCCUUACUAAACUUAAUUAUUCACAAUAUCAUAGAGAAGUGUGAAAUUAUUUAAAUGUUUAGUAUAAUAUUGUAUAAUGACCGUAAGCUUGUCUUGAUGAAAUCUGUGUUUGGGUGUGACUAAGCAUGAUAACCUCCACGAAAUUUCAUGUCAUGUAAUCGGUAGCAAUAUAUUUCGUUGAGUGGGAUUUUAAAACUAGCAGACUGAAAUUCUUCCCGCUCCUGUAAAAUAUAGGAAAGAAUUACCAAAACCGACCUCCCCCCAAACCAACAGAUUCAAGGCCCGGUUGAUCAGCGUGAUAUCGCGUCAAUGUUAAAAUGUUUGGGGUUUUUGCAGCGCCACAUUGGUUUGGUGAUUUUCUUUAGGGCGGUGAACAUACCGUUACAUUGGAUUGCUAGAUUUGUGCAGCAGAGGCGUAUGGCCUGUAUGAAUGCGCUACAGUGUUUUCAAAUGUGCAAUUACUUAUAAUACGUCUCAGCUGGGCUUGGAACGAAAAUUUAACUUGUCAGUCGAAGCGUGUGAGGCUUUAAGAUAGCUUCCUAAUAUCUUCAAUUCUGAAUUUAGCGUGCAAUAUCUAUAAUUCACGAAAAAUACAGACUUACACAGUUUAAUAAAAAAAAAAUUACAUAAG